This is a messenger RNA of Rotaria sp. Silwood2, 507 nucleotides long. Lineage: Eukaryota; Metazoa; Rotifera; Eurotatoria; Philodinida; Philodinidae. The record is from the annotation of a GenBank genome assembly.
AUGCAUGUUUUUCGUAUCGCAUUCAAUGUACCGAUUAUGGAAGGAUCUAGUCAAAUAGAUUCAUUGGCUGCUGGUACAAGUACUCAUCCAGUUGAUAUGUCAUUUGACAAGAUAGGCUCUCCAGUUUCAAGCGUCGACAUUAAAUUAAUUGAUAUACUUGGUACAAUCUAUCGAAGUGAAAUGAAUCAAGGAGAAAUAUGGAUUCGAAGAUCAAGUGUCUUUAAAGAUCGUACACAGCAUAUAUUUAAACUUAAUCAUGGAAAAUACAUUGCACCAGAACAUCUUGAAGAUCUUUAUAUUCGUUCCAGGUGGGUCGCACAAAUUUUUAUUGAUAGCAUUUUGACAGAAGCAACUGUUGUAGCUAUUCCAAUACCGGAUGAAGAAUAUGUUCAAAAGAAUUUUCAAUUAAUACGCAAUGAAACAGCAUUUGCCGAUUUAUGCAAGAAUGCUGAAUUAAAAGAAAUUAUUUUAUCCGAUCUAAAACAGUUGGCCGAAAAAAAAACUUAA